This is a messenger RNA of Dovyalis caffra, 578 nucleotides long. Lineage: Eukaryota; Viridiplantae; Streptophyta; Magnoliopsida; Malpighiales; Salicaceae. The record is from the annotation of a GenBank genome assembly.
GUGACGUGGCUGUGCCCGGCGAGAUAAGCGGAGAGAGAUGGCACAUGCAUCGUGUGUGCAUGCAAGUAAGAGGCCAUGUUCAUGGUGGGAGCCAUCUCUGCUUGCACGUUCAAAAGAUUAUAGAGGAACAAAAUAAAAGUCCACGCGCUGAUCAUAGGAGGCGCAAAACAUCAGAUUUACAGUGGGCUCCACACAGCGGAUCAAAACCUGCUCAGUUCCAGCUGGGUAGUGUAGCUGUCACCGGGAUGAAGUCUGGCAAGAUAAGUGUUAACCGGUUAAGGAAGGGUACUGAUGGACACACAAAAUCCAUGACGCAAUUUAACGCGUCGGUGGUGUUUAAUUUUGACUCUUGUGGUGUUAGAACAGCGAGGCUCUGUGCGGACAGAUUUGGAUGCGUCCAGGUUAUUGAGUCGACAAGUUCCGAGAAGGACUUCCGGGAGCUCCUCCUCAGUGUUGCCCUACACAAGUUUUUGAGACAGCAAAUUGUUCAGGUAUCCAAGAACAAGACUGACCACUCCUCUGGCAACAGUGGAAGAUCCGACAUCAAUGUCAAGCUGAAAUCACACUCUAAAGGUUAG